AUGGCACAGCCUGUCCACACCCACCUUCCAAGAGUAGAAAGUGUUCAAACUUAUGGAAAGAAGAAGCACGCUCAAGCAGUUGCCCUCAUCACAAAAGGAAAAGGAAUGAUUAGAGUCAAUGGCGUUCCUCUCCACCUUGUCGAGCCUCAAACCCUUCGUGUUAAAGUUUUGGAACCAAUCCUUCUAUUAGGAGAAUCUCGCUUUUCAAAAGUGGACUUCAAAAUAAGAGUACACGGAGGAGGUUAUGUAAGCCAAAUCUAUGCAGUGAGACAAGCCAUUGCUAAAGGAAUUAUUGCUUUCUACCAAAAAUACGUAGACGAAGCUUCAAAAAGACAAAUAAAAGAAAUGAUCCUUGCUUAUGACAGAUCUCUGCUUGUAGCUGAUCCUAGAAGGAAGGAGCCUAAGAAGUAUGGAGGUCCUGGUGCAAGAGCAAGAAGACAAAAGAGUUACAGAUAA
Molecule: messenger RNA, 456 nt
Organism: Blepharisma stoltei
Lineage: Eukaryota; Ciliophora; Heterotrichea; Heterotrichida; Blepharismidae
Source: the annotation of a GenBank genome assembly